This is a messenger RNA of Cylicostephanus goldi, 261 nucleotides long. The record is from the annotation of a GenBank genome assembly. NCBI's taxonomy places the organism in Eukaryota, Metazoa, Nematoda, Chromadorea, Rhabditida, Strongylidae.
AUGGAUCCUCUACCUGCUGCAUUACCGAUGGCAGCUGCUUCACGUACCCAAUCCGUAGCCGCACAACAACUCGCCUAUGCUGCGGCUACGGGUCCCGGUGGAGCGAAUAGUCAAACGCUCUCAUCGCCGUAUAUCCCUCUCGAAUUAAUGAUGUAUCAUCACCAUCAUCCGGCAGCCGGUCUAGUUCUGCCACAAGCCCAAGUUGCACCGUGUCUACUGAGCACACAGGUGGGUUUACUAUGGGUUCGUUUUUUCUAUUGA